GGCAGCGUAUGCACCUAAAACAGAUAAUUGGGAAGGUGGAAAAUGUCACCUGAUUCACACUGAACUUUUGAAAAUCUCCCCACCCCCAAACACUCACACACACACACACACACACACACACACAUACACACACACAUACACACGCGCGCACACAUACACACACAUACACACACACAUACACACACACUAGGAGACCGCCCACCGCAAACAGCUAAGACCCCCAUAUAGAUUUAAAGAGAGACUGCACUCAGAUUCUGACGUUCAUUGAAUAGAGCAGUCUGACUAGUGGUGCUCUCUCCUCCACUUGAUAUUGUCGCUCUCUUGCUCUCUCACACACGCUCACACAUACUCACUCAGUCACUCGUAUCCUGAGGAUGUUAAAUCAGAGAAACCAGCCGGGCAUGCUUUUACUCCUGAUCCUGCUGUGCCAGUUCAUGGAAGAUCGCACAGUCCAGGCUGGGAAUUGCUGGCUCCGGCAGGCAAAGAACGGUCGUUGCCAGGUCUUGUACAAAACUGGUCUCAGCAAAGAAGAGUGUUGCAGCUCGGGGAGGCUUAGCACUUCGUGGACAGCAGAAGACGUGAAUGACAGCACGCUUUUCAAGUGGAUGAUUUUUAACGGGGGCGCCCCGAACUGCAUCCCUUGCAAAGAAACGUGUGAUAACGUGGACUGUGGACCUGGAAAGAAAUGCAAAAUGAACAAGAAGAACAAACCUCGGUGUGUCUGCUCUCCGGAUUGCUCCAAUAUCACUUGGAAGGGCCCAGUCUGUGGACUAGAUGGCAAAACCUACAAAAACGAAUGCGCUCUCCUCAAAGCCAGAUGUAAAGAGCAGCCAGAACUAGAAGUCCAAUAUCAAGGCAAAUGUAAAAAGACCUGUAGAGAUGUUUUAUGUCCAGGCAGUUCCACGUGUGUGGUGGAUCAAAGCAAUAAUGCCUACUGUGUGACAUGUAAUCGGGUUUGUCCAGAGCCUACCUCCUCUGAGCAGUAUCUCUGUGGGAAUGAUGGAAUAACUUAUCCUAGUGCUUGUCACCUGAGAAAGGCUACCUGCCUGCUGGGCAAAUCAAUUGGAUUAGCCUACGAGGGAAAAUGUAUCAAGGCAAAGUCCUGUGAAGAUAUCCAUUGUAGUGGUGGAAAGAAAUGUUUAUGGGACUCCAAAGUUGGCAGAGGCCGGUGUUCACUCUGUGAUGAGUUGUGUCCUGAAAGUAAAUCUGAUGAGGCUGUCUGUGCUAGCGACAAUGCCACUUAUGCCAGUGAGUGUGCCAUGAAGGAGGCUGCCUGCUCCACAGGUGUGGUCUUGGAAGUAAAGCAUUCAGGAUCUUGCAAUUCCAUUACUGAAGACACGGAAGAGGAGGAGGAAGAUGAAGACCAGGACUACAGCUUUCCUAUAUCAUCAAUUCUAGAGUGGUAAACCCUCCAUCAGUGUUGGGAUAGCCCUUGGGCAAAAAAAAAAAAAAAUCAGUGUCCAUACUGUAAAUAAGUGUAUGCUUAUUUAUUUUGAGGGGAAAAGUACACGGAAAGGACCUUUGUCCUGCAGCCCUCUCCCAGGCAACCUUUCCACUGACUUGACAUGGGAGAGGCUGUCAGUGUGAGGUCUACUGGAUUGGGCUCCUAGUUGAGACUUGUAGACAUUUAUUUAUACUGUGUCAUGUUUUAUAAUUUAUACAUAAAAUGUCUGGUUGACUGUACACCUUGUUUUUGAAGAAAUUUAUUCGUUAAAGGAAGAGCAGUUGUUAUUUAUUGUGAGGUCUCUUGCUUGUAAAGUAAAUGGCUUUUUUUUUCUCCUUGUAAAACAUUUUAAUCCAUUCCUUACCACUCACUUACCUGGUCACCUUUCGGUUCACUUCUGUUUAAUUCCCUUUCCACUUUAAUGAACAUGCAUGUCAGUUUCUACCAUGUUUAUUUAUUGGAUUUUCUGCUGCCAGUUCUGUACAUACAUGAUCCCUGGGGUUUUUGUUUACAAGGAAUCUUGACUGACCAAAAGGCAUUAUAACUUGACUCAAAUGUAGAGUACAGUGGUCCCAUCUUAAAGGAAAUUCCUACUUCAGUUCUCUCUCAUUCUGCCCAAGAUAGUAUGGUGAUACCAGUACUAGAGUGAAACAGAUAUGUUAUUAGACUUUGAAAAUUCACAGAUCCAAAGAAUUAGGGUGAGAAAGAUGACUAACAGGGACGUAGGUGUGUCAUGGCAGUGGAGGGGAGAUUAAUAGACACAUACUUAUUUUUUUUAGGUGUUUCCUUUCAGCUGGACUGCUGUACCCUUUAAGUUAGUUCUUUUCUCAAACAAUAUGUCAUUAAAAGGUAUAUUAAAGCUUUAUCAGUUCAGGUUUCUUGCUUUUCAUAAUUCCUUCUGAUGCAAUUUUAUAUUUUCAAACAUGGCAAGUUAAAUAUAAAUUCAU
Molecule: messenger RNA, 2391 nt
Organism: Vombatus ursinus (common wombat)
Lineage: Eukaryota; Metazoa; Chordata; Mammalia; Diprotodontia; Vombatidae
Gene: FST
Product: follistatin
Exons: 6
Coding region: 375-1406 (343 amino acids)
Biological process (GO): negative regulation of activin receptor signaling pathway; cell differentiation; regulation of BMP signaling pathway
Molecular function (GO): protein binding; activin binding
Source: RefSeq, a predicted model, not a curated record